ACGAAAAAAUAAAAUAAAAUAAUAACUACAAAAUGCUUGUAAAAGUAAAAACAUUAACUGGUAAAGAGAUUGAAAUUGAUAUUGAACCUAACGAUAAGAUUUCUCGUAUCAAAGAACGUGUCGAAGAGAAAGAAGGUAUUCCACCUCCUCAACAACGUUUAAUUUACAGUGGCAAACAAAUGGCUGACGAAAUGACUGCAAGUUCUUAUGGUAUUGAAGGUGGUUCCGUCCUUCACUUGGUCUUGGCCCUUCGUGGUGGUCUUUAAUUAUUAUUAUAGGUUUCCUUGUAUAGAACUUUAAUUACUUCAAUAAAAAAAUAAAUAUAUUUGUAUUUAUAUACACAAAUAUAUGCAUUAUAC
This is a messenger RNA of Cokeromyces recurvatus, 359 nucleotides long. RefSeq names its product ubiquitin-related domain-containing protein. The transcript has 4 exons. The record is from RefSeq and is a predicted model, not a curated record. Gene Ontology annotation, molecular function: ubiquitin protein ligase binding; protein tag activity. Gene Ontology annotation, cellular component: nucleus; cytoplasm. The coding region runs from base 33 to 266 and encodes 77 amino acids. Gene Ontology annotation, biological process: protein neddylation; modification-dependent protein catabolic process; regulation of proteolysis. NCBI's taxonomy places the organism in Eukaryota, Fungi, Mucoromycota, Mucoromycetes, Mucorales, Mucoraceae.